Molecule: messenger RNA, 1783 nt
Organism: Lactuca virosa
Lineage: Eukaryota; Viridiplantae; Streptophyta; Magnoliopsida; Asterales; Asteraceae
Source: the annotation of a GenBank genome assembly
GCCGACUCUUCCACAAGUGAUUGAGUGUGUUUACAGAGAGAAAAAAGAGGAAUUUCUAGAGUCCAGAAAUGGUGGGACGUCAGUACGAUUGCUUGGUGAACCCUCUUGGGGCUGUCCGAUUCACUUUUGAGAAGGCGGUGACUUCUGGUACAGAUCCGGCUUCUUUGGACCGCAAUGAUUGGGGCGUUGCUGAUAUCUUCCGGGAGUUUCUUUUUGACAAGGAUGGCAUCAGUCAGGUCCCGAUACUAACUCCAUCAACUGUUCAUCGGGUUCAACCAAACACUUUAGUUCGCUUCCGUGGAAUGAUUCAAGACAUGCUGGGUAACGAAUUCUAUGUUGGUGCUUAUAAGAACGAAGGGACAUGGAAUACCAACAAGUUUACAGAUGUCUCUCAAUUUGCCAUGGAUCCUUCUGCUGAUAUGCGUGUCUGGGAGCGUCGUCUUCUCUACUGUGUUCCUGUCCCUGGCCUGAAUUCAUGGGCAGAUUCUACUUCUGAUGAGGUGGAAAUGCAAGAUGCAAGCAAUGAGCUGCCAAAUUCUCCACGUGCAAAGAAGAUGCGGGAAGGUGAAUCCUUCAUGACUGAGGAAACAGACUGUGGUGGACCUACAGUGUCUGAUGUCGAUUUCAGAAAUAAGUUUUCAUGUUUAGUCAAGAUAUACGACUCUCCAGAGUCUGAUUUAAAGCUAAAUGAUGUGUUUGAGUUCAUUGGUGUCCUUACAAUUGACACUGAAGUUAAAAAUGAUAAAAAUGGUGAACAUGAACUGGAAGAUGAAUUAGUCAACUUACCUCCUAGCAAGGUGCCACGUCUUCAUUGUCUUGUACACAGAAAGCUUUCAGUUCCUGACAUGGUCUUUAAGUCCCCAACAAUGGAGCCAAAGCCCCAUUUGGUGAAAGAAAUACGUGAAUCCUUGUUGCACUACCUUAAAGUAGUUCUUGGUGAUGAUGAGUUAGCAGCUCAUUUUAUGUUGUUGCAUUUAUUGUCAAAGGUUCAUUCAAGGGUAGACUCAUUUGCUGUAGGGAAGCUAUCACUUAACCUUACAAGUUUCGACAAGUCAAGUAUAUCUGUUUUUGGUAAACGAAUCAAUAAUGCAAUAAAGACCCUUUUACCCUUCACUCAUCAUAUGCCUCUCACAGUUGAAUAUCUCAACACUGUUUCACUAUCACCAGUAAAAGAUUACGAAACAAACAGACUUGUGAGUGGGGCUUUACAGUGUGCGGAGGGGUCACAUUUUAUGAUAGAUGAGACAUCAUUACAAGCAGGGGUAUUGAAUAGUAAUGGUGUUGAAAAUACAAGAUUGCUCAAGGAUUUGAUGGAGUUUCAAAAAGUGGAAUAUGAUUUUAAAUAUUAUAAAAUGAAUAUGGAUGCAGAUGUUCAAAUAUUGGUACUUUCAGAAGCAAAAUCAAACAUUCUACCAGCUGAUUUAAUUGUCCCUUUUCAUCCUUCUUCUGUGGGUCCCUUGGGUGAUGUGGACGAAGAAACAUUGAAUGAAUGGAGAUGGUAUUUGGCUACUCUUAGAUCAUCACCACAUUCUAUUGAAACAGAAAUGCAAAAGGUGGUGGAAGAUGAUAUGGUUGCAGCUAGGCAAGUUGAUAGGAGCCUAGGAAGUGAAGAUUUUAGCAGGUGGCUUACAAUAGGGCGUUUGAUGUCAUUGAGCUUUGGGGAGACAUGUUUAUCACAUCAACACUGGCAAAUGGUGAAAGAAAUGGAAAGGUUAAGAAAAGAGAGGCUCCAAUGAGUGUGUUUGUGGUUCAGUUUGGGAAAUAGAUUAGAAGUUGUAUGGAU